This is a messenger RNA of Bufo gargarizans (Asiatic toad), 1095 nucleotides long. RefSeq lists its product as uncharacterized. The record is from RefSeq and is a predicted model, not a curated record. NCBI's taxonomy places the organism in Eukaryota, Metazoa, Chordata, Amphibia, Anura, Bufonidae. The coding region runs from base 317 to 1060 and encodes 247 amino acids. The transcript has 2 exons.
UUAUAUAAUUUCUUAUAGAUCCCUUGACAAAGGCCAGACAUAUGGCCGAAACGUUGGGACAUGCUAUGCAAGUUUGAUUUGCUUCUACCCGGAUGUAUCAAUUAUAUAUGUGAAUAUAUGAAUAUAUGAAAUGAAAUGAUGUAAAACAUCAACCUAUAAUUAAAUUGCAUCAAAACUACUGUGGUGUGCCACGAAUUUCUUCAUUGUACUACGUGACGAUCCUUCGUCCUCCGUGGGCACCCAUUACCCAAUAGGGUGUGCGGAUCUCAUCAUCCUCUAUACUAACGAAUCUGCAGAUUCAGCACCCCAAGGUCAGAUGUCGUCAAAUACAUUUUCAUAUGACAUCGAAACCACGAACAGUAUCAUCUCCCAAGUCCAGUUUGGCAACGACUUUCUACAGAUUCCAGCUCAGGAAUGGAAGACUCGAGACUACACACGCGACCUGCGUAGAUUAACCUCUUUAAUAUUACAUUGCAGCACCCUCACGGAGUACCACAAAAAUAAUCGUAUACCGAGAGGUUUACGCUCGCAUCUACGUCCGACAUUAUUCAAGGACGACGCCGACUUUUGUGACCGCUUUGAGAACAUUAUUAACAAGUGCUCAUUCGAUCUCAUGUUACUAACCAUUGACAAGGCCCGACAUACUAUAGAGGACCUUCAGAAACAAAUCACAGCAACGGAAGAACAAUUAUCAAGUAUACUACCCACGGAAGAGUGGACAACAUUAAAAGAAAAAACAUCUAAACAAACUUCCGAAUACCAGAAAUAUACAGAAGGUACCAAAAGGGCGAAAUUUAUCAGGGACGCCGAGGAUUACAGGCUAAACAGGGUAUACAGAUGGCGCGACCUCAAUCCACAAGCAGGCUGGGACAACAGAAAUCACGACUUCUCCUCAGGACAAAGUUCAUCCGGUUCAGAAAGCGGAAGGAUCAACACUCAACGCCGCAGGCAUUUUUUAGGACGAGGACAGAACCGUUACAGACAAGGAAGAGGCGACCGCGGAGAAGUCAGAGGAGGAGAUCCCGACAAUCGAAUCCUGACUCGAUCACAGAUUCGAUAGAAUUGGAAUAUAGAUCUAGACCAUAUGGGUGAGAA